AGCCACGCCGAUUCUGCAUCUUCUUAGACUCUGACACUGUUCUGCGCCCAAAUCUCGCGCUUGUAUACCUGUUGCGUGCCACAGUGUCCCUCUGAUCGCCGCCCAAAACAGCCGCAGCCUUUGUCAUUCUUCUGUCCGACGCGGCGCCGCUUUCUCUAGCUCCAUCUGUAGCUUGCCAGGCCCCGACUGUCCCAACCACCUCGCACACGUUGUGACCAAGACUGCUCUCUCCUCUUUAAUCUACACGUUCGCAAUCCUUAAUCGCACGUCCAUUCAUCUGCCAAACAUGGGCAAAUACACCUUCACAUGGGAACACGCUGCGCACGACGUCUACGUAACGGGCACCUUUGACGACUGGAGAAAGACGAUCAAGCUGGAGAAGGAAGACGGCAUCUUCAAGAAGACGGUCAGCCUGCCCAAGGUCAAGACACAGUACAAGUUUGUCGUCAACGGCGCGUGGUGUACCAACGACACGGCCGCUAAAGAAGACGACGGCCAGGGCAUGGUCAACAACGUCCUCCAGCCUCACGACAUUGUUGACGAGCCCGUCAACGCCUUCCAAUCCACAGCUCCCCAGUCCAGCACCGCCGCACUUGCAGGAGCUGUUCCAAGAGAGAGUGAGAGGAUGUCCAACUUGGAUAAGGCCAGGUCCCAGGACUCUAUUCCUGGUGCCUUCCCCAUGACUCCCGCCGCCGAGACGCCUGGUACUGCGCCCAGGACCUUUGACAUCAGCCCUCUCCCUGCCACCUCGGGUCUUGGGAACCCAAUCCAGCUUGCGCCUGGUGAGCCUGUCCCUCACCCGAGCACCUUCACCGACAACACAGUGAACUCCACUGUCAGGCACCGCGAGGAGCCCGAGAUGGAGGAGAAGGUCAGCGUUGCGCCCAUUCCGGCGAGUACAGGCCUUGGCAACCCCAUCCACCUCGCGCCAGGUGAGAAGGUGCCAGACGCGAGCACUCUGACCCCACACACUGUUCAGAGCACCGUCAACACUGACUUCGAUUCCUACAACAAGGCCGACUCUCGCCCUCCUCAGCUUGAGCUUGGUCUGACCCCCACAGCCGAGAGGGAGGCCAAGGGCGGCAUGUUCGGCCUGCCCCCUGUCUCAGAAGGCUUGGUCCCCGAGUCGAGCCUCCCCAUGGGCGCAGACGCUGUUCUCGAGAAGGACACUGGCGUCACUGUCCAGUCUGCUGCUCCCUUGAGCUCCACUGCUGCCCUCGCUGGUCAGGUUCCCAAGGAGCCCAGGGCUGUGCCCGAGGCUGUCGCGGAGAGCCGGAAGGAAGCUGGUUUUGCGCCCGAGGCGACUGCCAACACGGAAGCCGUUCUUGAGAAGAAGGAUGUUGAGCAAGAGCUUCUGGAGAAGGUUCCCCAGGCACCAGUCACCGCCGAUGACACGACCGCUACCGUCAACAAUGUUACUUCCAACAUUGGCACCGCUGCCUCUACUGUCGCUGGUGCUGCCACAGCCGGCAUCAUCGCUGGCGCUGGUCUUUUCGCCUCUGCUGCCUACACUGCCAAAGAACAGGCCGCUCAAGCCGUUGGAUUGGACAAGUCCGCUCCUGUAGGCGAUGUCGCCUAUGCUGCAAAGGACAGGGCUGUCGAUGCUGUGGGUUUGGACAGCUCGGCCACCGCGACUGACAACGCGUACCUUGCAAAGGACAAGACCCUCGCCAAUGCUGUUGCCGCCAAGGACCAGACCGCCGCAGCUGCUAACGUCGCAACCGAGAAUGCGUACCUUGCAAAGGACAAGGCUGUUGAAUCUGCUGUUGCCGCCAAGGACCAGACCGUUUCAGCUGCCAAUGUCGCAACUGAGAAUGCAUACCUUGCAAAGGACAAGGCUGUUGAGUCCGUUGGACUGGACAAGUCGGCUUCAGCUGCUGACAACGCCUACCUCGCCAAGGACAAGGCCGUCGAGUCUGUCGGAUUGGACAGUUCGCGUUCUGCCACUGACAAUGCUUUUCUUGCCAAGGAUAAGGCUGUUGAUGCAGCCGGGUUGAACAAUUCAGGUUCAGCUACUGACAACGCGUACCUGGCCAAAGACAAGGCUGCUCAUGCUGUUGGAUUGAAUGAUUCAACCUCUUCGCCCAUCUCGGAGGGCGUUCCUGCGAUCGUCUCUGAAAGCCAGAGGGAGGCUCACGCCAGCCCUGAAGCAUCACUCAACCCCGAAGCCGUCGCAGAGAAGGGUCAGUUCGAGCAAGAGUUGCUCAGCCAGGUUCCCAAGACAAACCACCACGGUGAAUCAGCCCCUGCCGUCGCUGUCCCUGAAAUUGUGUCCGAGAGCCUGAGAGAAGCUCAUGCUAGCCCUGAGGCGGCUGCCAACGUGGAGGCUGUCGCAGAGAAGAAGGCUUUUGAGUCUGAGCUUCUUAGGGAGAUUCCCAAGGCAAACGAGACAGGCGAGUCAGCUCCCGUCAUCGCUGUGCCUGCCAUCGUUUCCGAAAGCCAGAAGGAGGCUCAUGUUGGCCCCGAAGCAGCUGCCAACCCCGAGGCUGUCUAUGAGAAGAAGGCUCUCGAGUCUCAGCUCCUCAGUGAGGUUCCCAAGACGACCGAGAGCGGAGAGUCAGCACCUUCCAUCAAACCAUCAAACAUCCCCGGCGCAGGUUUGGUCGCAGGUAUCAGCGCAGGUUUGGGCUCAGUCUUUGGCUCAGCCUUCGGCUCCACCCCUGCCGCAGCUCCUGCCGAGAAGAGCGUGGAUGUCGCCCGCGACGUGCCUGCCGAGGAGAGCGUGGAUGUUGCCCGCGAUGUGCCUGCCGAGAACAACAUGGGUGUCGCCCGCGAUGUGCCUGAGGUCGUAGCCGAGAGCCAAAAGGAAGCCCAUGUGGACCCUGAGGCUGCCGCAAACGCCGAGGCUGUCAGCGAGAAGAAGAGUGUGGAGAAUGAGCUUCUCCAAGAAGUCAAGAAAGUCACCUCAUCUGGUGAAUCAGCUCCAACCAUUGCGACUCCUAGCACAAGCUCUGCCUCCCACUCGGACCCCGCCAGCACCAUCAGAGCCGUUUCCCCAUACGCCAACCCUACCAGCCCAACCGCUGCCCUCUACUCCGACCCCACCAAGCCCCUGGAGUUUACCAGUGAUCUUAGCGUCCUCGACGCCCCUGCAUCUGCGCCUAUUCCGUUCAUCCAACCUACCGCCAGUGACGACUUGAACUCAAAGACGGUGACUAUUCCCGAGGAGACGAAGCCGGUAGCUACCACAGGCACGGAGACCACCUCGGAUGACAGCGGUCUCAAUGCUCCCGCGUCUGCGCCCGCUCAGCCGGAAACCGCACAGCGCAUUGAGCCCACCACCAGCGUCGACUUCAACGGAAAGAAGCCAGCUACCCCCGAGCAGACAGAGCCGGUAGUGACCACGGGCCUAGACACCACCCCCGUCCCCCGUGCCACUAACGCUUCUCUCGACGCUCCCAGGUCAGACAUGAGGAAAGACUCUGAUGUCAGCCCCCGAGGCACCCCGGGCAGCCAGAGCAUCGCGUCUGGUACCGACGACAAGAAGAAGAACAAGAGGCGGUCAUUCUUCGGCAAGAUCAAGGACAAGUUCAACAAGAACUAAGCGAAGCAAACUCAUGUUUCUCCUGCUUAGUAUGGAAUGGAGUGGUGUGAGAGAUGGAUGGAUGAAUGAAGAGUGAAGAGUGCAGCAGUUGGUGUGUUUUGAUAUCCGCGCGUUCACCCCCCCAGAUUGAUUGUUUUUUUCGUGCGUGUGUGUGCGUGGUUUUUCUUUUUCUAUUACUUGUUUUAUAUCUUUCUCCUCUCGACGGAGUUGCGUGGUUUUGGUUCCGCUUGGCUUUGAUCUAUACCACUUCCCCCCACCUGUUUUUUUUGACUGCUUGCCUUUUGUGUGCGUGUGUGGGUGAUGGGUGGGUGGAUGGUAGGUGGCCGGCGGUGAUGGAGGUGGUAAUG
This is a messenger RNA of Dothidotthia symphoricarpi CBS 119687, 3891 nucleotides long. RefSeq names its product carbohydrate-binding module family 48 protein. NCBI's taxonomy places the organism in Eukaryota, Fungi, Ascomycota, Dothideomycetes, Pleosporales, Dothidotthiaceae. Bases 287 to 3544 code for a protein of 1085 amino acids. The record is from RefSeq and is a predicted model, not a curated record. The transcript is spliced from 3 exons.